AUGUCAAAACGCGUAGCAAUGGGCAAAAUAAAAGUACUUCUCACCCAAUAUAACACUCGAUCUGCAAGAAGAACGAUACCUACCCCUGAAUCUUCCAGCCAACCUGAUACACCAGAAGGUGCUUCUCAUAUCAUAAAUAAUACUGUUCAACAAGCUGUCGCUGGUAAUUCAAUUGCGAUACCUACACCCGAACCCUCGGCACAAUUAAACUUUACAGGAAAAAAUAUACAUAUUGUACCUACAUCAACUAUCAUUUCAACUGCCAUUUCAGACCGGAUAUGUGGCAAUCCUAACUGUCAAACAAGGGAACCUUCAGCUUGGAGAAGAGAUCUUGCCGGCACUGGAUGGCUAUGUAACGCUUGUGGUUUGUUCAUACGAGCUCGAGGUUUUCAUCGACCUAAAGAUGUUUGCUUAGCUUCUGCAGCAAAGUUACUGGCAAUGUAUAGCAACUCACAAUCUAUAAAGCCGCAGAAAAACGUAAAACGACGUAGGCCUCAAGAUGAUGGUGCCGACAAUGAUAAGGACAACGCAGCAAUAACAUCUGCUGCACAAGAACAAUCUCGUGUUGAUGAAGAUAUCGUGAUGUCAGAAGCAUCAACACCGGCACCUAUGAAUGAAACAAACAACAGCAAAACUGAAAAACGUCCAUGGGAUAAAAAAUCAUAUUUGAAUUGUGGUUUAUAUUCUGUUGAUCUCAAGCACAAAGAUAUACCAAAAAGACGUAAUAAAGGCAAACAAAAAGAAAGAUCAAUUGUAACUCUUCCCCUUCCAAUACAGUUCGGCACAUUUAUUAUGACAGAAGAAAGAAAUUUUCGCUUGCCUUGGGAUUUAAUGAUUGCUCAUAAGCGGGGAAUGUUAAAAAGACGUCCUGCACCAUAUAAGAAAAUUCCUUGCAAUAUAUUCAUUGAGCGUAGACGCAAGCAUGAGAAGCCAGUAGUUUGUCAAUGUGUCCAACCUAGUGAUGGUAGUAUUGGAUGUACGGAGGAAUGCUACAAUCGUGUGAUGUUCUAUGAAUGCUCUCCCAAAGAUUGCCCAUGCGGUGAUAAUUGUUCUAAUCAACGGUUCCAAAAGAAAGAACGUGUAAAAGAACUUGAGGUGAUCGAGACUCCGAACAAGGGAUUUGGUCUUCGCACGAAAGUGCCUGUUAGAAAAGGCCAAUUAAUAAUAGAAUAUCGCGGGGAAGUAAUCUCACACGAGACAGCAAAACAACGAAUGGAAACACUAUACAAGAAUAGAAGACACUCGUACUUUUUGGAUUACGAAAAGGGCGAAGUUCUUGAUGGAGGUUCACGUGGCACAGAAGCCAGAUUUAUCAAUCACAGCUGUGCACCGAAUUGUCAUAUUGAGAAAUGGCGAGCCCCACAAGGCGAACUUUUCGUUGGCGUUUUUGCAUCAAGAAAUAUAGCGUCUGGAGCCGAGCUGACAUAUGAUUAUAACUUCUCGAAGUUUGGUGGUGCUGAGGAGCAGUUAUGUUACUGCGAAUCACCCAUCUGUCGUGGUUUAAUGGGGUCCAAACGAGGGCAAAAGGAAACAAUUAAAUCCCCCAAAAAGAAAGUAAAAGUUAGCGGGAACAAGGGAACUCCCGCAACUAACGAAACAAUGGUAGAUACGCCGCUCUCGCAGCGAGGGCUGUCCGAAACAUCAACCCAAAGAAGUUCAAUUGGUGAGGAAUUGUUCACGGGACUUUUAUCCGAUGGAUCACUUUCAUCGGUUGAUUCAUCAUUGGCUGCAACGCCAAUCAGGACAUCGCCCUCCAUAUCUCCGUCCACCGCAAGCAAUCCGCUAUUAUUUGCGGUGAAUAUGUUUAAUGGCUUAAUUGAGUUGUAA
Messenger RNA from Funneliformis geosporum, 1827 nucleotides. The record is from the annotation of a GenBank genome assembly. Lineage: Eukaryota; Fungi; Glomeromycota; Glomeromycetes; Glomerales; Glomeraceae.